Psilocybe cubensis is the source of this 903-nucleotide messenger RNA. RefSeq lists its product as uncharacterized. The transcript has 7 exons. The record is from RefSeq and is a predicted model, not a curated record. The coding region runs from base 1 to 903 and encodes 300 amino acids. Gene Ontology annotation, cellular component: fungal-type vacuole; plasma membrane. Lineage: Eukaryota; Fungi; Basidiomycota; Agaricomycetes; Agaricales; Agrocybaceae.
AUGAGCCCCCUCCGCUCAUUGCUUCUUUCUGCCCUCCUAUCCAGCGUCAAUGGCGCCAUCAAGCACAACGUACCUCGACCGGAUCCAUUCGCUGACCCUAGGCAUGAUCCUUACAACCCUCUAAAAUACAUUGCAUCAAACACCUUGACUGGUAUUGCUGUAGCCCUUGUUCUUACUGUCGGUUUCCUUCAAACAUGGCUCAUCAUUAAACACGGCGCUCGGUGGAUGAUGUCGAUGACGAUAGGAAUCUAUUGCCUUUCUUUCCGAUUCGGCCUCCAUGUACAUCCACAGUCAAAAGGGAUAUACAUUAUGGAGUACCUCUUUGUCGUUCUUUCCCCAUGCGCAUUUAUUGCCGCUGAUUAUGUGCUACUUGGACGACUAGCAAAACAUUUGAAUGCAGAUAAGCACCUACUUGUUCCCAGUCGCCGAAUAACAAUCGCAUACGUUGGGUCCGAUAUCACAACCUUUCUAAUACAAGCUAUUGGUGGAGCUAUGUCCGCCUCAGCAAAUGACCCCGACAGGGCGUUAGCGGGAUCUCGGGUUUUUCUUGCGGGGCUCGCGGCACAGCUAUUGUCUUUCCUCUCUUUCUCAGGCAUAUAUCUUAUCUUUUUAUGGCGUGUUCACAAAUAUGACCCGGAUAUCUGGUCGAUGGAUACAUCGAAGAAGUGGUACAACUCAUGGAAUGCACUGGCAGGUGCAUUAUCGAUAAGCUGUCUUGGAAUUUUGGUUCGAUCUGGUUUCAGGGUCGUGGAAUUAAGCGAAGGAUUUCAGGGACCAUUGACUACGUCACAGUCGCUCUUCUAUGGAUUGGACACCUUGCCUCUCUUUGUGGCUAUUGCCGUCUAUGUCCCGUUCUGGCCAGGAAGGUUUAUACCUGGGGACGCGAACGCCAACAAGGAAUAG